AUGCCCUCGAUUUCGCUCAUGAGAGAGACAUUGUUCGCAUCCAGAGAAAUGAAGAUCCUUGUUGGAGACGCUACGGAACAAAUUGUUGCAGGGCGUCUAGAAAUAAGAGAUGCCACGGCUCGAUUUAUACUUCACUGCUUGAAUGGGGCUCUUUCGAUCGUCUUGUUGAUCCUUGGCGGAACCUUCGCUGGUUUGACUUUGGCAUUCAUGGGCCAGGAUCAAGUGUUUCUCCAAGUGAUCGCUGGGUCUGGCACGCUAAAGGAGAGACAGAACGCUACCAGGGUGCUCAAAGUGCUUCAACGCGGGCGGCAUUGGGUCCUGGUAUCUCUGCUGUUGGGAAACGUCCUCACCAAUGAGACCCUGCCAAUCGUCCUGGACCAAGAUGUCAAGGGCGGUCUCUUCGCGGUGGCAGCUUCGACGAUACUCAUCGUGAUAUUUGGGGAGAUCAUCCCGCAGAGCGUUUGUGCGAAACAUGGAUUGGCUAUCGGCGCCUGGUCCUCAAGAUACGUCCUGUGGGUGAUGUACGGGUUGUUUCCCAUCGCGUACCCCGUGGCCAAACUCCUCGAUCGCUUGCUGGGUCUGAACCACGGCCUCGUCUUCAACAGAGCCGGCCUGAAAACCCUGCUCGGUCUUCACGAGCGCAUGGGCUUAGCUGCAAGUAGUGAGAGGCUGAGUAGGGAGGAGGUUGCUCUCCUCUCCACGAUCCUCGAUCUCGACGCCCGGCCCAUAUCAUCGAUGAUGAUUCCCGUUCCGAAGCUUUUUGCUCUUGGUCUCAACUCACUCCUCGAUGACACGACGCGCUACAAUCUCCUGACGUCGGGGUACAGUGGCGUACCGAUCCAUUCACAUGACCACCCUACAGCCUUCGUAGGGAUCCUGCCUGUCAAGUCACUCGUCGCUCUGGACUUUGAGGAGGCUGUGACCGUUGGCCAGCUGUCGUUAGACAAGUUGCAUGUCGUGCCUCCGGAUAUCUCUUGUCAACAUCUACUCAAGCUCUUCCGAGAUAGAACCGUCCAGAUGGUCUUGGUCACCGAAAGGGGAUCUAUGUAUGGGGAACCGCUAGGCGUUGUGACCGCGAGGGAUAUGAUGCACGAACUAAUACGAGACCCGAUCGCGUUCAAAGGAGAGGAAGAGUAA
This is a messenger RNA of Drepanopeziza brunnea f. sp. 'multigermtubi' MB_m1, 1137 nucleotides long. RefSeq lists its product as uncharacterized. The record is from RefSeq and is a predicted model, not a curated record. NCBI's taxonomy places the organism in Eukaryota, Fungi, Ascomycota, Leotiomycetes, Helotiales, Drepanopezizaceae. Gene Ontology annotation, biological process: magnesium ion homeostasis.